GAACAUGGAGCCACAUUUUCCGACGUGCACUUCAGUCUGAGCUCGUUAAAGCGUCGGAAGGUUUCGGUUUGGCCCUCUAUGAACCAAGUUAGCGGUGCUUUCGUUCUCACUUCUUGAAAACCCAGACAGCUGCUAGCUUAGUCGCUUUAGCUAGCCCUGUAACUUUUACUGUAACUGUCAGAAAAGGGAGCGACUUGACUCGGCGAAGCAUGGCGUUAAUCCUGUUAACGAGGUCCAGGGCACCUUUAAUGAAAACCUCUAGGUCGCUAAAGAACGAAUUCCGCAAAGGAAAACUAAAGGAAGGAUCCUGUUUCAACUGCACAACCCUCAGACUCUCCAGUCAAAAACCCGAUGGUCUCCGACUCGGCAACUUGUGCCAGGUCUCCUCGUUCGGUCCUUCCCUCCCCCUGUCAGAUGAUCACGUGUCUCAGACCUCGGACCCUCAGCGGCUCUACUGCGCUUUCGUUUUGGGAUCCUCCUCCUCCUCUUCCUCGCCGUACCCUGCGUUCACAUCGGGCUCCCCGUGGACGAUAGCGCGACCGCAGGACAUCGCCGGCGUCCGGUGGAUCCACACCUCGGGGCGGAGGUGGGACGACUCGAAGGUGGAGAAGUCGCUGCGUGUCCUGAAGGACAAGAAGAAGAAGCUGGAGGAAGGCGGGCCGGUGUACAGCCCGACGCUGGACGCCGAACCCGUCAGAAGGACGCUGCGGCAGCGAGUGUUGGACGAGAUCAAACACUACUACCACGGCUUCAGGCUGCUGUGGAUCGACACCACCAUCGCGGGCCGAAUGCUGUGGAGGGUGCUGAACGGGAACGCUCUGUCUCGGCGGGAGAGGAGACAGUUUCUCAGAACGUGUGCGGACGUCUUCAGACUUCUUCCCUUCCUCGUCUUCAUCAUCGUUCCCUUCAUGGAGUUCCUGCUUCCUGUAGCUCUGAAGCUCUUCCCCAACAUGCUGCCGUCCACCUUCGAGACACAGUCAAAGAAGGAGGAGAGGUUGAAAAAGGAGCUGAGGGUCAAACUGGAGAUGGCCAAGUUCUUGCAGGACACCAUCGAGGAGAUCGCGCUGAGGAACAAAGUCGCACAAGGAAACGUGACCGAGGAGUUUUCCACCUUCUUCCAAAAGAUCCGGGACUCUGGGGAGCGUCCCAGCAACGAGCAGAUCAUCAAGUUCUCCAAGCUGUUCGAGGACGAGCUCACUCUGGACAACCUGACCCGACCUCAGCUGGUGGCGCUCUGCCGCCUGCUGGAGCUCCAGUCCAUCGGCACCAACAACUUCCUCCGCUUCCAGCUCAUCAUGAAGCUGAGGGCCAUACGUGCUGACGACAAGCUGAUAGCGGAGGAGGGAGUGGAGAGCCUGAACGUGAAUGAAGUUCAGGCGGCGUGUCGCGUCAGAGGGAUGAGAUCUCUGGGAGUCACGGAGGACAGGCUGAGAGAGCAGCUCGUCCAGUGGUUGGAGCUGCACCUGAACCAGCAGAUCCCCACCUCUCUGCUUCUCCUGUCUCGAGCCAUGUACCUCCCCGACACCCUGUCUCCCGCCGACCAGCUGAAAACAACACUGCAGACGCUUCCCGAAGUCAUGACCAAAGAAGCCCAGUUGAUGAUGUCGGAGAUGGAGCUCUCCAAAGUGGACAACAAGACCAAACUGGAGACGACGCUGCAGGAGGAAGCGGCCAUACGCCAGGACAACAAGGAUCGGGAGCUGGAGAGGUUGGCCGACGCUGUAGAGAAAGCUGCCAGGGAGGGCGAGCUGGAGCUGGAGGCUGUGAGGGUGAAGGCCGAGCCGGCGAUGUCCAAAGCCGACGCGGCGGCUCAUUCGGAGACUCUGAUCGACGCGGCGCCCGUCAUCGAGGGGAUCAAGGGUGAGGAGAUCACCAAAGAGGAGAUCGACCUGCUGAGCGACGCCUGUACGAAGCUGAAGGAACAGAAGAAGCUGUUGACUUUGGAGAAGGAGGAGCUGGAGGAGCUGAAGGACGACGUGCAGGAAUACAACGAGGAUCUUGAAGAGAUCAAGAAGGAGCUUUCUAAGACGGGCCAGGAGAAGGCCCUGGAGGAGUCCAAGGCCAGCCAGCGCCUUACCAAGAGGGUGAACCGGAUGAUCGGUCGCAUCGACAAGAUCAUCCUGGAGCUGGAGAAGGACAAGGUCAUCUUGGAUGGACAGGUGGAAAGUGGAGCCACGCCGCCCGUUGGUCUGUUCUACACCUUCAGGGAGAACCUGAUCAGCAUCGACGAGCUCAUCAACGUCAUGCGGCAGAUCCAGAACAUUCCAGAGCACAAGCUGCAGAGCAUCGCCGAGGCGCUCGACGACAACAAGGACGGCAAGAUCGACAUCGACGACGUCAUCAAAGUGGUGGAGCUGAUCGACAAGGAGGACAUCGACAUCUCCACCUCGCAGGUGGCCGACAUCAUGGUGAUGCUGCAGAAGGAGGAGAAGCUGAUGGGGAAGGAGAAGGCCAAAGAGAAGGCCGAGAAGGAGCAGGCCGCCACGCUCAACAGCUAACUCCUUGUCCUCGCAGGCAGAGUUUGUGGGGAAAAAAAAACAACAAAAAAACACACAACAAAAAAAAUCAAAUAGACCACUGAGCAGUCGGUGACUUUCACAGCGAACUCUGGAUUCUUCCGGACGAGUCGAGGGAGAGUCGCGAGGUAACGGCUGCCUUCCUUUGAUAAUGUCACGUAAACUGAGCUCCGGAAAAAAAAGGAGGCUUUAAAAGAGUGAAAAAAAAAAAUGCACAAAAAUCCACUUAAAUUAUCUUUUUCCGGACGGAUCAUGUAUCAUACGUGGAUGUUUGGCUUUUUGUGUGAUUUUACUCAGUUAUUUAUCAGCGCAGGGAACACGACGUGGUCAAACUUGAAAGCUGGUCGAGGAGAAAACAGAAAAGUGUUUUUUUUUGGGAAACACGCGAGGAGAUUUACGUAUUUAAAGUUUUGAGGUGAACCGUCUUGCCUUUCAUUUCAGUCAUCUCAGAGAAAUGAGAGAUCAUUUCUGGAAUUUGCACAGUAAACAUCAUUACCGUCAUUCCACUCACUUUUUCUUUCUUUUUUUUUUUUUUUUAGUUUGUUUAUCGAUCAUACUCCCAUUUUGUAGUUGUUUUUUUCUCUGAAUUGUACUCGGACAGGUAGCUAGAUGUUUAAAUGGUGGCUGCAACCAAAGACGUUGGUAGAAAUAUAAAAAAAAAAAAAAUAAAAUCAUAGAAAAUCUCAAAAUCAGUGCAGGUUUAAAGGGUUAAACUAUAAAAACGAUAGUCGUAGGUUCGUCAUUCCUUCUAAAAACUGUGGUUUUCAUCAGAUUCAAGUGUUGGAUGUUUAUCUAGAAAGCAAAGAAGUAAAGUUUUAGAUCCAAAUAUAAACUUAAAGUACUGUUUAUUCUUUUUUUUUUUUUUUAAUUUACCAAUCGCGGAUUUUCUUUUUAAAAUUAACAAACAAACCAGCUGGAGGAUCGUAAACGGGCUGCCAAGGAAAUACCAGCUGCUUUCGGAAAAUAACGAAUCUAUGUGGAGUUUGUGUGAUCGGAGGCGUUUUGUGAAUGUUCAGCAGUUUUAUUUUGUGCACUUGAGUUGUAUAAUAAUCAUGCUAGUGUUUAUUAUUUCCUUUUGUAGCUUAAAUGCCAAGUGGCCUUCUCGCGACUCGGAUGGUUCAGAAACACUUUUGUAUAUUUAUUUUUGAGUAUUUUAAGGAGACAGCAGUGCUUCACUUGACACCGAUUUUUUUGGGGCUGAAGAAGUUGGGAUGAAUUUAUCUGUAGAUCAGGUAGUUUUGAAUUUAUCGGCACAUACAGAUGAGUUGUUUUUUGCACUGCAGGCGUUGAUGUUUCCUCAGGAUGAAGCGAUGACUUCACAUGAUUUAAUCCUGGUACUUGUUCAAAUGUCUGUGUUCACACUGCAAGCAGCUGAUGUAUGUUAGUGUUUUCUGUUAAAAUAUUCCAACCAGAGCUGCAACUCAUGAUUAUUUUGAUGAAAUCUUGCAGCCAAUCUAUUAAAAAAUAUCAGAAAAAUGCAAA
This is a messenger RNA of Stegastes partitus (bicolor damselfish), 3998 nucleotides long. It is a transcript of the gene letm1, whose product is annotated as leucine zipper-EF-hand containing transmembrane protein 1. Bases 210 to 2498 code for a protein of 762 amino acids. Gene Ontology annotation, cellular component: mitochondrial inner membrane. Gene Ontology annotation, molecular function: ribosome binding; calcium ion binding. The transcript has 14 exons. Gene Ontology annotation, biological process: intracellular monoatomic cation homeostasis. Lineage: Eukaryota; Metazoa; Chordata; Actinopteri; Pomacentridae. The record is from RefSeq and is a predicted model, not a curated record.